This is a messenger RNA of Oikopleura dioica, 459 nucleotides long. The record is from the annotation of a GenBank genome assembly. Lineage: Eukaryota; Metazoa; Chordata; Appendicularia; Copelata; Oikopleuridae.
AUGGCCGACCAAGACUGGAGACUAACCCGUCUUCGGGAGAUCUCAACGAAUGCAACAACAUCAACUGACGUGGGUGCGAUUUUCUACAUGAUGCUUCGACAUUCAAGCAUCGGUGCUACUGAAAUUCCAUUCAAGCUCAAUGAGCAGCUGAGGGAAUUUGAUGGGUCAGCAAAUCUCGUCAUGCGGGUGAAAGAAAUCGGACAAGAGUUGAAAACAACACUGCUGGAAUCAGACCUCGAGGACGAGUCCUUCGUUAAAAACCAAAUUGAUCUUGCCCUGGACGAGCUUCAGCAGAUGAUCGAUGGCAUAUUUGAUGAUGGCGGACUCGCUAGAAUUACAAGAACUGUCGAUUAUGAUAUUACUAUCGUCGGUCCAGCUAUUCCAAUUCUUGCAACAGUCAGUGCUCCAGUUGCAGCCGCUGUCGCCGUAGCCGUUGGUAUCUUUGCCAUAUUUUCUUAG